GAGGCGAGCUGUGGGGAGAGAGGAAAAAGUUCUCAACAAGGAGAGGCAGGACUACUCUUACGGAGCCCCUGCAGUCUCACUUUUUAUGCCUCUAAACGACUUUCCCUGCCAUCUUUUUUGCAUUUUUGCCCUGCAAUACGACUUUUACGUUUCCGAAAGAGAAAUUCUACUUUUUAACUUAAGUGUAAACACCAGCACCAUGGAGCUGCUCUGCCUCGAAAUGGACACCAUCAUACGAGCUCGUCCUGAUCCGAACCUUCUGUGCGAUGACAGAGUCCUGCAGAGCUUGUUGACUAUAGAAGAGAGGUUUUUGCCUCAAUAUUCCUAUUUCAAAGGCGUCCAGAAAGAUAUUCAGCCGUUUAUGAGGAGGAUGGUCGCUACUUGGAUGUUGGAGGUUUGUGAGGAGCAGAAGUGCGAGGAAGAAGUUUUUCCCUUGGCCAUGAACUACUUAGACAGAUUUCUAGCAGUGGUACCCACCAAAAAGUGUAACCUGCAGCUGCUGGGAGCAGUGUGCAUGUUUCUUGCAUCCAAAUUGAAAGAGACUCGUCCAUUAACUGCAGAGAAGCUUUGCAUCUACACAGAUAACUCCAUCAGACCACAAGAGCUGCUGGAAUGGGAACUGGUGGUGUUGGGGAAGUUGAAGUGGAACCUGGCAGCAGUAACACCAAAUGAUUUCAUUGAGCACAUCAUGAGGAGACUGCCGCUGCCCGAGGAUAAGCUGGCACUUAUUCGGAAACAUGUCCAGACCUUCAUUGCCCUCUGUGCCACAGAUUUCAGAUUCGCCAUGUACCCUCCCUCCAUGAUUGCCACAGGAAGUGUGGGGGCAGCAAUCUGCGGCCUACAGCUUGAUUCAGCUGACCACUCACAGUGGGGUGACAGUCUGACAGACCUGCUGGCAAAAAUUACAAACACAGAAGUGGAUGUUCUAAAAGAGUGCCAGGAGCAAAUCGAACGUGUAUUGGUAAGCAGCCUACGUGAAGGGCGGCAGCAGCAGCAGCAACAGCAGCAGACUCAGAGAGGCCCCAGUGGGAAAGGCCUGGAUGAGCUGGAUCAAUCCUCCACGCCAACAGAUGUCCGUGAUGUCAACUUGUGAACCACCAGAGGGAAACAUUGCACAGGAUUUACAACAAAAAAAAAAAGUCAAUUUUCUUAAAAGCAGAAAAAAAAAGAACAAAAUGUAAAAAUCUUAAAAACAAGAGAGCAAUGCUUGCUAGUUUUUUUUUGUUUUGUUUUGUUUUUGUAGAUUUCUGUUCUUCAGGUGGAAAGCACCUACUCAUAAAAUAGAUUUUCUAUGAUGUUAUAGCCUUAAAAUAUCAAAUUUGAUACAAGAUGAAGCUCUGUGAGGCCUUGGAUAUCCAGAAGGGAAGUCAAUCAUAUUUGCAUUCUGCCUUUGAUUGUAUAGUAUGAUCUUUUAAGUUAUAUUUUAACCAUAGCUUGAUAAUAAGGCUGUUAUGGUAGAAGGUGUGGAAACUAUUCAGAAACUGCAUAGUUGGGAUCAGACUGCAGCUUCCCUGUUUCGCUUUAUGAGUAAAGUCACGAUUACUGGUGUAGUAGAGGUCACCUGAUCAAGCUCCUCAAUUAUUACUAUCAUCAUGUACUGAUGAUGAGACCGAGGAGGCUGUGAGACCAUUUGCUGAGAGUUGGUGGAUUCCAGGGAACACCUGGGAUGAUAAUAAUAAUUAGUAGUAUUAGUAAUUAUUAUUAUUAUUGUUUUUUUUGUUUUUUUUAAGGGUCUCAAUGGACAUAUUUUUGGAACUGAACAGUAGAGAUCAAUAAGCUCCUUUUGUCUGGCUGCUUGUAUGCGUCAGUUUGUGGAUGCAGUCUGCAACCAUGUUUGUGUGCGUGGGUGCGUGCGUGCAUGCGUGUGUGUGUGUGUGUGUGUGUGUGUGCGUUUGUGCGUGUGUGUGCGCGCGUGUGUGUGUGUGUGUGAGAGGGUGCGUGUCUGAGUAUGUAAUCCUGUAUCAUUAUUAACAGUGAUUCUAAAGCGAGAGGCACUUGAAUAAAGUCGUAGGCUUACAGUUUGUGUGUGUAAAGACAGUGGAGCAAGCCGGGGCAACACAUACUUUGUCCAUCCGUACAACUGGGCAUCUAUGCUAUAUCACUGCCAUUAUGCAUUAACAGUGUAUCAUGGUUCAUUGUUAGCCAACAAUAAACCUGUGUGCGUGGACCAUGAGUGAGACGGAUAAAGAUUUGGCAGGAGAGGAUAGAGGCCAUUAUCUUUCUAUGAGCAUUUUUUCUCGAGGAGUUUCUUUUCAGACUCAGAGCUUAUGUGAGGUGUUUAUUACUGCCAUUGUGAUAAUGAAAUUAUUACACAUUCAAUCUUCUUUUUGUUGUUGCAGUAUGGUGUUUCUUAAGUUGUGAAGGGCUGCUUUGAGUCUGGAUAGAAGAGGAUCAACUUGUCACAUGUGCGGCAUGUGUGGCACAUGUGAAAGCAGGAGAAUCUUGAGGAAAGUCGUGAUUUUCAAAGUUUGAUCUUCUCUGUGCUGCUUAGUGCAAGAUGAGGUCAAGAAAGGAUUUAGAGAGAGGACCAUUAGCUACUAAGAAGUCACUGUGGAACUGUGGAAGGCACGGCACAGGAUGGCCGGACGGAGAGGGUUGUAGUUUUUAGUGGUGUAGAAGUAUGCUGCUGUGUAGGAGAUGUGGAUGAUGUACAGCCAGUGGCUGGAAGAUAAUGAUGAACAAAAGACACCCAAAAGCCUCACAAUAAAACUUAAAUAUCUGCAUAUACAGUGUAUCACAAAAGUGAGCACACCCCUCACAUUUCUGCAGAUAUUUAAGUAUAUCUUUUCAUGGGACAAC
Molecule: messenger RNA, 2799 nt
Organism: Archocentrus centrarchus (flier cichlid)
Lineage: Eukaryota; Metazoa; Chordata; Actinopteri; Cichliformes; Cichlidae
Gene: ccnd2a
Product: cyclin D2, a
Exons: 5
Coding region: 86-1093 (335 amino acids)
Source: RefSeq, a predicted model, not a curated record